AUGAUUAAAGCAAUACUUGUGUUUAAUAAUUCAGCUAAACCACGAUUAAUAAAAUUUUUUGAAUACUAUCCCGAAGAAAUUCAACAGCAAAUCGUUCGAGAAACUUAUCAUUUAGUAUCAAAACGCGAUGAAAAUGUAUGUAAUUUUCUUGAAGGUGGUUCACUAAUUGGUGGAAAUGAUUAUCGUUUAAUUUAUCGUCAUUAUGCAACAUUAUAUUUUAUAUUUUGUGUUGAUAGUUCCGAAAGUGAAUUAGGUAUACUUGAUUUAAUUCAAGUUUUCGUUGAAACACUUGAUAAAUGUUUCGAGAAUGUCUGUGAACUUGAUCUUAUUUUUCAUGCGGACAAAGUUCAUUAUAUUCUACAGGAAUUAUGUUUAGGUGGUAUGGUAUUAGAAACAAGUAUGAAUGAAAUUGUUGCACGAAUUGAAGAACAAUCGAAAUUAGAAAAACAAGAAGCAGGAAUAUCAGCUGCACCAGCAAAAGCAAUGACAGCAUUAAAAGAAAUGAAUUUACCGCAAAAGAUCAAAGAUAUUAAAUUACCUGAUUUGAAUCUUAAUUUACGUUUUUAA
Messenger RNA from Adineta steineri, 567 nucleotides. Lineage: Eukaryota; Metazoa; Rotifera; Eurotatoria; Adinetida; Adinetidae. The record is from the annotation of a GenBank genome assembly.